AUGGGUUCUAACGACAUCCCUCCACCUCACGUUCCUCUCCAUGUUGUGCCCCUCUGCAAUUUCUUUCUUCAAGUUGGAGGAGGUCUCUGGACGGUCUGUUACAUCCUAUAUGUCCGCGAGUCCCUUCGCUCGCGAUCAUAUGGCAUGCCUCUCUUCGCUCUCGCUCUCAAUUUUUCCUGGGAAUUGGUGUAUGCCCUCUACGUUGCCGAAUCACCACUGGAGAAAUCUGUUUUCACUCUUUGGUUGCUCAUAGACUGUGGAUUGGUGUAUGGUAUUGUCCGAUAUGCCAGGUAUGAAUGGACGCACUCGCCGACAGUGGCGCGUCACAUUGGGGCUAUAUUCACGGUGAUGACGGCUGUUGCCACGCUCGGCCAUUGGACGUUUGCAAGGUGGUGGAUCGAAAAUGAAAUUGGCAAGAAGGAUGGCAAGUUCUACAGAGGUGUUGUGGGUCCCGAUACGACAGAAUUGGGCUUUUGGAGUGCAAUACUUUGCCAAUGCUAUUUGUCGGCGGCAAGCUUAUGCCAACUGAUGGUGCGACAGCACUCUGGGGGGGUGAGUUGGGCAAUAUGGAGCACCAGAACCGCCGGUUCAAUCAUUGGAUUCUACCUUGUUUAUGGCUGGGAGUGGUACUUUUGGAGGGAAGCUCAUGAAUAUGUCGUGUCGCCGUUCGCGGUCUUCUUAUGGGCAACAAGCUUUAUCUGCGACUUUGCAUACCCCUGCAUGCUGUUAUGCGUUCAGAAGACAGAGAAGGUCCUGCCUGACGGAAGAAAGGAAGCUGGAGAGUCAGAGAUAUCCUGGGAAGCGAAAAAAUCAAUCUGA
Molecule: messenger RNA, 819 nt
Organism: Cladophialophora immunda
Lineage: Eukaryota; Fungi; Ascomycota; Eurotiomycetes; Chaetothyriales; Herpotrichiellaceae
Exons: 2
Coding region: 1-819 (272 amino acids)
Molecular function (GO): lyase activity
Source: RefSeq, a predicted model, not a curated record